Molecule: messenger RNA, 3641 nt
Organism: Morus notabilis
Lineage: Eukaryota; Viridiplantae; Streptophyta; Magnoliopsida; Rosales; Moraceae
Product: cellulose synthase-like protein D4
Exons: 7
Coding region: 1-3375 (1124 amino acids)
Biological process (GO): plant-type primary cell wall biogenesis; cellulose biosynthetic process
Cellular component (GO): trans-Golgi network; plasma membrane
Molecular function (GO): mannan synthase activity; cellulose synthase (UDP-forming) activity
Source: RefSeq, a predicted model, not a curated record
AUGGCAUCUCUGUCCAGCCAGCCUUCAAAGAAGGCCAUUCGUAGCACCGGAGGAGGGUCUACUAACUCAGCGGCGAGUCGGAGUUCAAGCGGGCAAACCGUGAAAUUCGCACGACGAACAUCGAGCGGGCGGUACGUUAGCCUUUCAAGAGAAGACCUUGACAUGUCCGGAGAGCUAUCAGGGGACUACAUGAACUACACGGUUCACAUUCCUCCAACGCCUGAUAAUCAGCCAAUGGACUCGUCCGUGGCCGUCAAGGCCGAAGAGCAAUACGUUUCGAAUUCGCUCUUCACCGGGGGAUUCAACAGCGUAACACGAGCACAUCUUAUGGACAAAGUGAUUGAUUCCGACGUCAGUCAUCCGCAGAUGGCUGGAGCCAAAGGGUCCGCUUGUUCAAUGCCUGCUUGUGAUGGAAAGGUCAUGAAGGAUGAGAGAGGCGUCGACGUAACCCCUUGUGCUUGCAGGUUCACCAUAUGCAGGGAUUGUUACCUAGAUGCCCAAAAGGAGACUGGUCUCUGUCCUGGUUGCAAGGAACCAUAUAGAGUAGGAGAUUAUGAUGAAGAUGGGCAAGACUAUUCGAGCGGAAAACUGCAGUUGCCAGCCCCAGAUAGCUCGAAAAGAGACCGAAAUAACAUGUCUAUGAUGAAAAGGAACCAAACCGGAGAAUUUGAUCACAAUAGGUGGUUGUUUGAGACCCAAGGCACGUACGGCAUUGGAAAUGCUUAUUGGCCUCAUGACAAUAUGUAUGGCGAUGAUGAAGAUGAUGGUUUUCGUGGAGGCAUGUUGGAAUCAACUGAUAAGCCUUGGAAGCCUCUAAGCCGGAAAACACCAAUCCCAGCAGCUAUCAUUAGCCCUUACAGGUUGUUGGUUGCUGUUCGGUUUGUGGCGUUAUGUUUCUUCUUGCAUUGGAGAGUUGUACAUCCAAAUGAAGAUGCAGUGUGGUUGUGGCUCAUGUCAGUGGUGUGUGAGUUAUGGUUUGCUUUUUCUUGGCUACUUGACCAAAUUCCUAAGCUCCACCCUGUAAAUCGCUCCACAGAUCUUGAGGUUCUCCGCGAUAAAUUUGAUAUGCCAUCUCCGUCCAAUCCCACUGGCCACUCUGAUUUACCAGGUGUUGAUCUUUUUGUGUCCACCGCCGAUCCAGAGAAAGAGCCACCUCUUGUCACUGCCAACACUAUACUCUCAAUUCUAGCCGUCGAUUAUCCGGUGGAAAAGUUAGCGUGUUAUGUCUCUGAUGAUGGUGGUGCCCUUCUUACUUUUGAGGCAAUGGCUGAAGCUGCAAGCUUUGCGGAUUUAUGGGUUCCAUUUUGUCGAAAGCAUAACAUUGAACCAAGGAAUCCUGAAAGCUACUUCAGCUUAAAAGUCGACCCGACAAAGAACAAAAGUAGACCAGACUUUGUGAAAGAUAGGAGGAAGAUCAAAAGGGAGUAUGAUGAGUUUAAAGUUAGGAUCAAUGGGCUUCCGGACUCAAUUAGGAGAAGGUCAGAUGCUUUCAACGCAAGGGAAGAUAUGAAAAUGUUAAAGCAUUUGAAGGAGAGUGGAACAGAUCCUUUGGAUGCACCAAAGGUCCCAAAGGCAACAUGGAUGGCUGAUGGCACUCAUUGGCCCGGUACUUGGGCCGUCCCUGCUAGUGAGCAUGCCAAGGGUGACCACGCAGGAAUUCUUCAGGUGAUGUUGAAGCAUCCUAGUAGUGAUCCACUAAUGGGAGGUGCAGAUGAUAAGAUCAUGGACUUUACUGAUGUUGAUAUACGCUUGCCAAUGUUUGUGUAUGUAUCUCGUGAAAAGCGACCGGGCUACGAUCACAAUAAAAAAGCGGGUGCCAUGAAUGCAUUGGUACGGGCAUCGGCUAUUUUGUCGAAUGGCCCCUUCAUUCUCAACCUUGACUGUGACCACUACAUCUACAACUGCAAAGCCAUUCGAGAAGGAAUGUGCUUCAUGAUGGACCGGGGUGGAGAAAACAUUUGCUACAUUCAAUUCCCCCAAAGAUUUGAAGGCAUUGAUCCCUCCGAUCGUUAUGCUAAUCACAAUACUGUCUUCUUUGAUGGAAACAUGCGUGCCCUUGAUGGUGUUCAGGGCCCAGUUUACGUGGGGACUGGAUGCAUGUUUAGGCGAUUUGCUCUCUACGGUUUCGACCCCCCACAACCGGACAAGAUGGUUCAAAAACAAGACCCCAAGACACAUCCCUUGACACCAAGCGACUUCGACCCCGAGCUUGAUAUGCAUCUACUACCCAAACGUUUCGGAAAUUCCACAAUGCUGGCAGAAUCCAUACCCAUAUCAGAGUUCCAAGGCCGCCCCCUCGCCGACCAUCCUGCAGUCAGAUAUGGCCGGCCCCCGGGCGCCUUGCGUGUUCCUCGUGAACCGCUUGAUGCCACCAGUGUCGCAGAAGCCGUAUCAGUCAUUUCAUGUUGGUAUGAGGACAAAACUGAAUGGGGAGAUCGAGUGGGCUGGAUUUACGGCUCCGUCACGGAGGACGUCGUCACCGGCUACCGAAUGCACAACAGGGGAUGGCACUCGGUCUACUGCAUCACAAAACGCGACGCCUUUCGCGGCUCAGCUCCGAUCAACCUCACCGACCGUCUCCACCAAGUUCUCCGAUGGGCGACAGGCUCCGUCGAGAUUUUCUUCUCGAGAAACAACGCUUUCUUGGCAUCCAAACGCCUCAAGUUCCUCCAACGCCUGGCCUACCUCAACGUCGGAAUCUACCCUUUCACUUCCGUCUUCCUCAUCGUCUAUUGCUUCCUCCCGGCGCUCUCCCUCUUAUCCGGCCACUUCAUCGUCCAAACCCUAAACGUCUCCUUCCUCAUCUACCUCCUCAUCAUCACGAUCUGUCUAAUCGGACUCGCGAUCUUGGAGGUGAAAUGGUCAGGCGUCGGACUAGAAGAAUGGUGGAGGAACGAACAGUUCUGGCUCAUCUCAGGAACAAGCGCUCACUUGGCCGCCGUCGUCCAAGGCCUUCUGAAAGUCAUCGCCGGAAUCGAAAUCUCCUUCACUUUGACCUCAAAAUCCGCCGGAGAAGACAACGACGACAUCUACGCCGACUUGUACCUGGUGAAGUGGACCUCACUGAUGAUUCCACCGAUCGUGAUCGCGAUGGUGAACAUAAUCGCCAUUGUUGUGGCAUUCUCAAGGACGAUCUAUAGUACGGUGCCGAAGUGGAGCAAGUUUGUGGGCGGGGCGUUCUUUAGCUUCUGGGUUUUGGCUCAUUUGUACCCGUUUGCGAAGGGAUUGAUGGGGCGGCGAAGAAAGACGCCGACAGUUGUGUUUGUUUGGUCAGGGCUUAUUGCAAUCACGCUUUCUUUGCUUUGGAUGGCCAUUGACCCGCCUCAGGGAGGGGCCGCGGAUGGCGGCGGUGGCGGAGGAUUCCAAUUUCCGUGAUUGAAAAUAGAAUGGAACGAGUGGUUGCAUGGAUAGUUUAACGAUAAUUCAUUAAUUCUACGUCUAAUUCAACUAUAAAGUAUAGAGUUUGAAUCCUCUGACUCUGACCAAGUUCAAAAAGAAGUGAAAUUAGAAUGUUAUUGAUGGGUUUGAGAAAAGGGAAACCAUUGCGGUGAAUUGGGGAGAGCAAUGCAUCUGGCGUAACGUUUUUAUUGUUGUUAUGUUUUGAGGGAUUUACCAAAUUUAGGAUGCUACACAAUCUAGGC